GAUUUUUGGCAAUAAUGGCUGCCACAACGAAAGAAAAGCCGAGCGCGCUGCGCUCAAUCAUCGCAGGCUCUACAGCCGGCGCUGUUGAAAUUGCUAUCACAUAUCCUGCCGAGUUCCUGAAGACGCGAAGUCAAUUAAAUCGACGGCUCGCCGAUGGCAAGAAACUCCCCAUCCCACCAUUCGGGCCAGCUUGGUAUGCGGGAUGUACGACAUUGAUUAUUGGCAACUCUCUCAAGGCAGGAAUUCGCUUUGUCGCCUUUGAUACAUACAAGUCCAUGCUGCAGGAUGCGGACGGCAAGAUUUCAGGCCCUCGCACAGUCAUUGCCGGUUUCGGUGCAGGUGUUACCGAGUCUCUUCUUGCCGUCACUCCUUUUGAAAGCAUUAAAACUACCCUGAUCGAUGAUCGGAAAUCAGGCACGCCGCGCAUGCGUGGCUUCUUGCACGGAUCAAAGAUAAUAGCACAGGAGCGAGGUAUCCGCGGCUUCUUCCAGGGCUUUGUCCCUACCACAGCGCGCCAGGCCGCCAAUUCGGCCACUCGAUUCAGCGCAUAUACUACCCUGAAGCAGCUUGCACAAGGCUACGUUGCGCCGGGAGAGAAGCUCGGAACCGUUAGCACGUUCGCUAUUGGCGGUAUCGCAGGACUGAUCACUGUCUAUGUGACGCAACCCCUGGAUACUAUCAAAACAAGGAUGCAAUCUAUCGAGGCUCGCCACCUCUACAAGAACAGCUUCGUCUGCGCAAGUCGAAUCGUCAAGGAUGAAGGCUUUUUCACCUUGUGGUCUGGCGCCGUACCGCGUCUUGCCCGACUUAUAUUGAGCGGUGGUAUCGUCUUUACAAUGUACGAGAAGACAAUGGACCUAUUGGAUACAUUCGAUCCUGAGCGCAAAUACCUUUGAAUCAAUUUCCGUCGCAUCACUACAAGCGGCAAUUGCAAUGCAUAGAAUAUUUCCGACUUUCUGGGCACACUUGAGUACAGUACAGUACAGUACAAUAAAACUAUUUUAGACAUUCGUGCCAUUUUUUAAACCUUCUUAUUUUUCCUUUACCUAA
Messenger RNA from Xylona heveae TC161, 1050 nucleotides. RefSeq names its product putative mitochondrial tricarboxylate transporter. NCBI's taxonomy places the organism in Eukaryota, Fungi, Ascomycota, Xylonomycetes, Xylonales, Xylonaceae. Gene Ontology annotation, biological process: mitochondrial citrate transmembrane transport. The record is from RefSeq and is a predicted model, not a curated record. The transcript has 9 exons. The coding region runs from base 15 to 896 and encodes 293 amino acids.